AUGCAAGCAGGACAACUUUCAGACAUAUCGAUGAAGGUGUCUAUCUUCUUCUUGAGGAACAUCGGCAUAUGGGAAAGUGACGAUCCCGCGACAAGACGUCGAAUGAAGAUACUGCUCAUCUAUACAGUGUGGAACACGUUGUUAGGGCUGAUAACCAUCCUCCGAGAUUUGUACUUCACCACGUUGUACAAUGGAGAUAUUCUUUAUUCUAUUACUACCACACUAACGGUAAUUAUGAGUUUAUUCAAGAUAUGUAUCAUAAUGAAGCACAGAGGUGAUUUUGCGAGCCUAAUUUUAUACAUGCAACAGAAUUUCUGGAAUGUCAAGUACGAUUUUCAGGAGAAAGAAAUUUUAAACAAUUGUAAAAGAGUUUGCACCUUCUUCGUUUGCUCUGUUACCACCAUUGGGAUUUGUGCUAUGGUGUCCUUCAUAAUAACACCAUUAAUGGAAAAUAUGCAGAAUAAAGGAGCUGAAAGAAAGCACCCUUUCAAUUUGUGGAUAAAAUUGCCCGUAUCAGUGACACCCUACUACGAAAUAAUUUUCGUUGUACAGACGAUAAGUAUGUGUUGGGUUGGGAUCUGCUACUUUUGCUUCGAUAACAUUUUCUGCAUCAUGGCCAUACAUUUGUCUGGUCAGUUUCGCAUACUUCGAUAUAGACUUGUGAAUCUCUGUGACAUCGAUCACCAGAUUCGCGAGAAGAAUACGGAAUCCAUGUUGCUGAAUCAGGUGCACAAAUUUUACGAGAAACUGAAGAAAUACAUCCGACAGCAUCAGUCACUGAUCGCCUAUUGCGACAAGCUUGAAAACGUGUACACGAUGAUUACACUUGGGCAAAUGGUGGUAUUCAGUUUGUUGAUCUGCCUGUUUGGUUAUCAAGUAUUGUUGGCAGAAGCACCAACCACGAGACGUGCCAUUUUCGUCUUUCUUUUAAUCGGCUCGAUGUCUUUAUUGUUUAUGAUCACCUACAGCUGCAACGGUGUGAUAGAACACACUGAUAACAUUGCUAUAGGAGCAUAUUCAGCGUUAUGGACAGUCAUGCCGAUGAAUACAACUGGGAAAAAGCUUCGAAACGAUCUGAUAAUGGUGAUCGUGCGGGCUAGACGAGUUUGUUGUCUGACUGCGAACGGAUUUUUCCCUGUAUCAUUGGAAACUUAUUCCACGAUUUUGAGUACUGCUAUGUCAUAUUUCACGCUUUUAAUGCAUAACUUAGAAAACGCAGACGCAUCAGGAUCGAGGAAAAGGUCCGCCAUGCGUGAGACACAAUAUAACGAUAUAUCUCUUAGAUUCUCGCAGUUUCUGCUGAAGCUCACCGGUGUCUGGAUAAGGACUAACGACUCCGAGAAACGACAAAGGAGGCUCGCUACGUUUUACACUAUACUCAUGGCCAUCUAUGCGAUAUAUCUGAAUCUAAGUGAUGCUUACUACACCUGGGGUGACUUUGGCCAUUGUACCUUUCUGUUUUAUAAUUUAAUAUGUAUCACACUGGUGAUGUUCAAGAUUCUAAUAAUAAGCAUUCGCAAAGCGGAAUUCAAGAAUCUAAUAUUAUUUGCACAAAAGAAUUUCUGGCAUUUCGAGUACGAUCACGAUGAGAAAAUACUUUUCACGAACUGCCGAAGGUUUUGCAAACUAUGGACCAUAACUUCAUACUUUGUCACGCAAACGUCACUGGCGUUCUAUGUAAUUUCACCUAUCAUUUCAAACAUCGGAAAGAACGAAUCAGAGAGGGUACUUCCGUUCCAAAUAUGGAUCAAUCUGCCUGUAAACGAAACACCGUACUACGAAAUAAUUUUCGUAACCCUGAUACUAGACGUGCAACAAAUCGGUGCCGCCUAUUUAAGCAACGACGGCUUUAUGUGCGUGCUGAACAUGCACGUGAUUUGCCAAUUUCAAAUAUUGCAGCACAGGCUGUUGAAACUGUGGUCGGCCAUCGAAGAACAAACAGAUUUCAACGGUUACACGGACAGUUGCUACACAACUUUCAAAAUUUGUAUCCGACAACACCAAUCGUUGAUCAAAUUCUGCGACAAGCUCGAGUACGUUUACACGUUGCCAAUUUUCGCUCAUGUUGUGGUCUUCAGUCUACUGAUGUGCUUAGACGCGUACGAGAUAAUCCUGGUAAACAUAACUACUUCGAUGAGGCUCAUUUUCGUUUUCCACAUGAUCGGUAGCUUAGUCCACAUACUUUUCUUCACAUACAGCUGUCACGGAUUGAUAGAGGAAAGUGAGAAUAUUAGCAUGGCAACGUAUUCAGGUUGGUGGAUGGUUUUACCAAUGACGGAAACUGGCAAGAUGCUACGGAGGGAUAUAAAAAUGAUGAUGAUGAAGUCGAUGCGACCAUGCUACUUGUCCGCUGGAGGAUUCUUUCCUGUGUCUUUGGAAACGGCUACUACUCUUCUAAGUUCCACUAUGUCGUACAUCACUCUCAUGAGGGAAUCAUCCAUGGGAAUAGCGAAUGAAUAA
Molecule: messenger RNA, 2460 nt
Organism: Eufriesea mexicana
Lineage: Eukaryota; Metazoa; Arthropoda; Insecta; Hymenoptera; Apidae
Exons: 13
Coding region: 1-2460 (819 amino acids)
Biological process (GO): detection of chemical stimulus involved in sensory perception of smell; sensory perception of smell
Cellular component (GO): plasma membrane
Molecular function (GO): olfactory receptor activity; odorant binding
Source: RefSeq, a predicted model, not a curated record